UUGUGAUCACAACACCACCAACUUUGUGGAAUCCUUCAACGCGUGUACCAAACCCUUUAGGGAUCUUCCUGUUUUGUCACUUCUUGAAGAAAUAAGGUCUUGGUGCAUGACGAAGAUCGGGGCCAGAUUUGAUAAAGCUGUUGACAUUGGACCCGAUCAAUUGACGCCAUAUGCUACUAAGGAGCUUGAAGAGAGGAGUGCUGACUCGAGGUUCUGUUAUGCAACUAAUGCUGGGGGGGUGAAUUUGAGGUUUUAGAUGGUCAUGUGAAGUUCCCUAUUAGGCUUGCUGCUAGAGUUUGUGGUUGUGGGAAAUGGCAAGGGUGUGGUAUACCUUGCAAGCAUGCUAUUAGGGUAAUAUACCAUCAAAGACUCAAUCCUACAGAUUUUGUUUCUCCUUACUUCAAAGGGGCAGCCUAUAAGCUCACAUACUCAGAGCAUAUUCACCCCAUGCCUGACUCAACACAGUGGCCUACAUUUGAGCUACCUAGGAUUCUUCCCCCACUAAUGAGAAGGGCAGCUGGCAGACCAGCCAAGCAGAGAAGAAGAGGUGCUCAUGAGAAGAAGAGGGGGAAAAGAAACACCACUGUCAAGUGUGGGAAAUGCAAGCAAAUUGGGCAUAACUCAAGAACCUGUAAAGGAGGUUCCACUGCAAAACAGAGGAAAGAAUCUGCUGCAGCUGCUGCUGGUUCUGCUGGUGCAUCAACAUCUGGUGCUAGGAAGAGGAAGGCUCCAACAUCUAAUGCAUCGAGCAGCAAGAAGUCCAAAGCUGCAUAACUAGAAGUAAGCUUAGGAUUCAGUUUAGUAUUUCUGUUUUAAAGCUUAGGUUUAUUUUGAAAAACAACUUAGGUUGUGGCACAUUUUGGCAUUUUUUUGUAAAGCUACCCACAACUUGAUGUUCGGUUUAUUUUGGAAACAAACUAUUUCAGUUACGAGUUCAAAGACUUGCAUAUUAUUGAUAAAUGAAAUUCAUGUGCUCGUGCCAUUACAACCAUCAUUGUUUGUCUUGAUUACUUCUUUACUACAAACAUUAGACAC
Spinacia oleracea (spinach) is the source of this 1035-nucleotide messenger RNA. RefSeq lists its product as uncharacterized. Gene Ontology annotation, molecular function: zinc ion binding; nucleic acid binding. The record is from RefSeq and is a predicted model, not a curated record. Lineage: Eukaryota; Viridiplantae; Streptophyta; Magnoliopsida; Caryophyllales; Amaranthaceae. Bases 448 to 774 code for a protein of 108 amino acids. The transcript is spliced from 2 exons.